Molecule: messenger RNA, 3435 nt
Organism: Babesia ovata
Lineage: Eukaryota; Apicomplexa; Aconoidasida; Piroplasmida; Babesiidae
Product: WD G-beta repeat containing protein, putative
Exons: 9
Coding region: 1-3435 (1144 amino acids)
Biological process (GO): negative regulation of fatty acid biosynthetic process
Cellular component (GO): cytoplasm; Cul4-RING E3 ubiquitin ligase complex
Molecular function (GO): protein binding
Source: RefSeq, a predicted model, not a curated record
AUGGAACGGAUCAGCUUCGGCCUUUUCGGCCUAUCCAAGCGUGUAAUGCAGCGCAACCUGUCUCGGGUUCAGCCGGAAGAACCGGCGACGAGCACUUCGACGGAUCAAGCCUACGACUCCUACGGCUUCUCCGUGUCAGACAACGCCUUCGCAAACGGAAUCAACGCGUACGAGGAUUCCUUUAAUGAAAAGCGAGAACGGCGUUUGAAAAGAUGGGACGAAAUGGAGCUAAAGGGUGAAUGGGUCACCAAGGACCCAUUUCCCCUCAAAGUCCUCAUAAGGAAGGGCAUACCUGAUCACUACAGGGCAAAAAUGUGGUUCCAACUAUCUGGAGCGGAAGAGUUGGGUGCCCAAAUCAAGGGACUCUACCCGAGGCUCGUCACCCAGCCACUUGACCCGAGCAUCGUCAACCAAAUCGAGAUGGAUGUCUGUCGUACCUUCCCCACCAAUCUGAAUUACCAGCGGCACUCAGAGGGCACACUGCGGUUGCGAAACGUGUUGACUGCGUUUGCAAACUUCGUGCCGUCUGCUGGAUACUGCCAGAGUUUUAACUUCUUGGCGGCCAUCCUGUUGAUGUUCAUGGAGGAGGAGAACGCCUUCCUCACCCUCGUCCAGAUGAUCGAUUCACGCAUCGACAACAAGGGUCUAAGCGUGCUGGGAUACUACAAGGACCGCAUGCUCGCUUUGAAACGCGACGUGCUAGUACUUGAGAUGAUACUUCGCAAGAGGCUCAAGAAGUUGUACAACCACCUAAAAGCCAACGGAGUCGACUUCACAUGCGUCUGCGUCGAGUGGCUCCUCUGCCACUUCUCUAUAUCGCUGCCGAUCCACACCGUUUUCAGGGUGUGGGACGUGCUAUUUUACGAGGGGGAGAAGGUCCUGUUCCGCGUCGGCUUCGCCCUGUUCAAGGUCCACGAGAAGCGGCUGCUGCAACUAGACAGCGACAAAGACCUGCUCAUGUUCCUCAAGUCUAUGGGAAACGGCAUAGUUCAGCAUGACGAGUUUCUUAAAGUCGCCUUCUACCACCUGUCUGCGUUUAGGCGGAGUGAUAUACAGGCGAUGAGGUUGGAGGCGGCCCGCAUAAUAAAGCAGGGCAAAGACCGACGCCGUGCCUUCGGCGUCGGCUGCGGCCGGCGAGUCGUGCCGGUGUCUCUCGACGAACCGGGUGUGCCGCUGGCGUCGUUUAUAGCCAAGAAGCUCAAGCCUUACUCACGCCUACACGUGCACGGCGGAUGUGUCAACCGUUUGAGGUGGCACAACGACGGGAAAACGCUGGCAUCGGUCAGCGACGACCUGACCAUUGCGCUCACGAACGUCCAUGACGUCGACCCGGAUUCCGAGGGCGACGGAGGGUUGAGGGCGUUCCGCACAUCGGUUAUACCGACGCAGCACGUGGGAAACAUAUUUGGCGUCAGCUUCCUAGCAGGAGGGAGGCGCAUUGCAACUGGAGCCAGGGACUCACGGGUAUGCAUCUCGGACGUAGUCGAACGCCAGACCGUGCACUGCUACCGCUGCCACUCUGGAAGCGUCAAGCACAUCAUCAACGACGGGCUCACGGACUUCGUGUUCUACUCCGGUAGCUACGAUGGGACUGUGCGGCAGUUUGACAUCCGGGAGCCGCACUCAUGCGACGGCCACUGCCGCAACGUCAUCAUCGGAUUGGGACGAGGUAUCGACCAUCAAAUUCAAGGAGUGCGACGCAGAAAGUGUUCGUGGGCGGAUGCUAUUUCGCAAAUGGAUCGGUCGGGGAUGCAGAAUUGGGUGGACCUCGCGUAUGCAGAGGCCACGUGGGCGAACCAGUCGUACGACGGCACCGAAGUCAAAGCGAUUGCCAUCAACCCAGUUCAGUCCGAGCAACUGGCCGUUGCAGCGUCAGACAGUAUGGUUCGCAUUUUCGAUAGGCGCAAGCUUUCGAUGGGACAUGCGUACAAUGACGGCAUAUCGGUCAACUACACCAUGCCGAUCCUCGAAGAGAUAUACAUGCCAAAGCACUUCAGGAACGACGAAACGCGCCUCUUCGCAACGUACCUGGCAUGGUCGCCUGACGGAGAGCGGCUGGCUGUGACUUACGAAAGCGAGCACGUCUACCUGUUCGAUCGCAACUUCACCAGCGUAGGGGCGAUUAACACCGGGCAUUCGGGCACCUGCGAUUUUACAGAUACAAGCGGCAAUGACCGGGCAACAGCACGGAUCAGGGAGCUCGAAUCCCAUUACGCUGUCUGCCGCGACAAAGCGUGCGCGCAGCGCAACGUCUCUCAGCUGCUGUAUCUGUUGCUGUACCGAAACCACGUCGGCGACGCCGCACUGUGCGAGACCAUAGCCAAGGAGGCCUUCGUGGCAGACCCUACUAAUCCGCUGGUGCUGUUCCGGCGCAUCCAGGCGUUUUUGCUGCUGGACAAUUACUACAUGGCGCGCAGGCUCUGCUUCCGCGGCUCACGGCUGUUCCCGGAACACUCAGUGCACUUCAACAAGAUAAGACGGCUCUGCCUGCUUCUGUUCAACGAGAAAAUACGAGAGGUUGCUUCGGAGGAGAUCAUCUCGCUGCUCAAAUCGAUUUGCACGUCUCGGGAGAUCACUUCCCCGAACGCUGAUAUCUACGCGCAGCAUCCGAUUGAGAACAUCGCGAACGAGGGCGGCGAAAGCGAUGAUGACAUGCACGUCUCCAUCGGUGCCAGCUUCCGCUAUUCAAUAUCGGGAUGGCGCAGGUGGCCGCAUCCCGAUACCUGCAGCCGCCUGGAGGAGCAUCUCCGCGAUUAUGCAGAGGGCGUCGAGUUUGAAGACAGCGGCAGUCAAUCGGAGGCAGAGUCUGAGGGGGAUACGGCUGAUGUGGAGUACCAGAAUGAGGUUGACAUCGAUGCAGAACACAGGAUGGUCUACCAAUUGCGCGCUUUGGCGGACUUCUCGCCCAGAGACCGCAGGUGGAACAUGCACCACUACAUGUGCUUCGACGCGGAGGAUGGCGGGUAUCACCCACAUCGACCCGCAUAUCCGUAUGAGGCGUAUCCCAUCCCAUAUGUGCCGGAGCACGACCUAUACCGCGCCAUCGAAAACCCGAGAUGGCGACCGGCGGGAAAUUGCAGGAGGCUUUGUGGCCACUGCAACUUCGGGACUGACAUCGCAGAGGUCAACUUCUGGGGGAACGACGUGAUAGUCAGCGGAAGCGCCGACGGAGCGGUCUACCUCUACGACGUUAAGUCAGGACGCAUCCUUGACAUUCUUAACGGCCACGGCGAGAACGUCAACUGCGUGCAAGUGAACCAGCAGGGCACGCUCUUGGCAACGAGCGGAAUCGACCACUACAUCCAAGUUUGGCGACCGUCGGGAGAUUUUAAUGGCAUUACGGAGACCGAAGUUGAGGAGUCUGUCGCCAAAGCGCAGGCAUGCUACAACAGGCACAUACUGGGAUCGCCACUUACAAUCUCAGAUAUCACGUAA